This is a messenger RNA of Condylura cristata (star-nosed mole), 2347 nucleotides long. It is a transcript of the gene PRRC1, whose product is annotated as proline-rich coiled-coil 1. Lineage: Eukaryota; Metazoa; Chordata; Mammalia; Eulipotyphla; Talpidae. The transcript is spliced from 9 exons. Gene Ontology annotation, biological process: activation of protein kinase A activity. The record is from RefSeq and is a predicted model, not a curated record. Gene Ontology annotation, molecular function: protein kinase A regulatory subunit binding. Gene Ontology annotation, cellular component: cytoplasm. The coding region runs from base 155 to 1489 and encodes 444 amino acids.
GCGUGCAGGCCAACUCACCUGCAUCUCUCCUCUCCGGAGCUGUAGCCUUAGACCUCAGCCUCCGGUCCCCUACUUUUCAGCUGCCGCGCAGACAAUCGCGGUCCCCAUUCAGUGUUUACACACGUUCUAUAACUGUUACUGUAACUGAAGAGAAAUGAUGGAAGAGAGUGGAAUAGAGACGACACCACCCGGGACGCCUCCCCUGAACCCUGCGAGCCUGCCUGCAGCUGCGGUGUCUGCCACCCCAGCUCCUCUAGCUGCAACCAGUUCUUUUUCUUCUCCAAACGUAUCCUCCGUGCAGACCUUGCCACCAUGUGCAUUCUCUACACCUCAGCCAGCUCUUCCCCCUGAGGUGUCUUCAGCAUCGUUGCCUUUUGUGGCUCCUUCACCAGUUCCUUCAGUCCACCCUCUUGUUUCAUCGGUAGCACCCCCUGUGUCUCAAACUGCUGAGGCCUUCAGUCAGCCUCCUCCAGCCCACUUCCCACCUUCCACUUCUGCCCCAAGUGGCCUUUUACCUGCGCCCCCUGCUGGCCCUCCCACAUCAGGAUUUUCUGUUGGUUCAACUUACGACAUUACAAGGGGUCAUGCAGGAAGAGCUCCCCAGACACCCCUCAUGCCGUCAUUUUCUGCACCUCCAGUAACAGGUGUUGUGCCAACUCCCAUUACCCAGCAAGCCAGUUUGACAUCUCUGGCACAGGGACCUGGAACCACAUCAGCCAUCACCUUUCCAGAGGAACAAGAAGAUCCUAGAAUUGUUAAAGUUCAGGAUGAAGCAUCUGCUGGUGGACUGUGGGGUUUUAUUAAGGGUGUAGCUGGGAAUCCUAUGGUGAAAUCUGUGCUUGAUAAAACAAAACAUUCGGUAGAAAGCAUGAUUACAACGCUGGACCCUGGCAUGGCUCCUUAUAUCAAAUCUGCAGGUGAACUGGAUAUCGUAGUGACUUCAAAUAAAGAUGUAAAAGUUGCUGCUGUGCGAGAUGCCUUCCAGGAGGUCUUUGGCUUAGCUGUGGUGGUGGGGGAAGCCGGACAAUCCAAUAUUGCCCCACAACCAGUGGGCUACGCAGCUGGGUUAAAAGGUGCACAGGAACGGAUAGAUAGUCUGCGUCGAUCGGGAGUGAUCCAUGAAAAGCAGACUGCUGUGUCAAUAGAAAACUUCAUUGCAGAGUUGCUGCCUGACAAAUGGUUUGAUAUUGGUUGUCUGAUAAUUGAAGAUCCUGUGCAUGGUAUUCAUCUAGAAGCAUUUACACAAGCUACACCAGUGCCUCUGGAAUUUGUACAGCAGGCUCAGAGUCUGACUCCGCAGGACUACAAUCUGAGGUGGUCGGGCCUUUUGGUGACCGUGGGCGAAGUCUUGGAAAAGAGUUUGGUCAAUGUCAGCCGGACUGACUGGCACAUGACUUUCACCGGCAUGUCUCGCCGGCAGAUGAUCUACAGUGCAGCGAAAGCCCUCGCCGGCAUGUACCGGCAGCGCCUGCCGCCCCGGCCCCUGUGAGCAGCCACUCGGCCGAGACCCCCGCGCUGGGCGACAGACAGAACCUUCUACGUCGGGUCACUUCAGUGAGCCCAGCAGUUUUUCUUACUUGCCAAGACCCGGUGUUAGCAUCACAAUUUCAUGUACCAUAGGUUCUCAAAGAAGAAAAUAUUUUUAUAAUACAAACUGAUUUACCAAAUUUAUAACAUACAAAUUCAUGUGCUAGACAUUUAACUUAAUGAUAUGUACUUGAUCUUUUUUUUUUUUAAUUCAUCUCUUUCCUGUCAGCUUUUGAAGGUUUGUGGGGUGCACAUAAUCUCAGGUCUAAAGCUGAACUGUGCGCUCAACAAUUCACCCAAAGCACCUACAUUUGGUGCAUUUGUUAAACAUGGGCCAAAACAAUGGAAUUCAUAUGUUCUUUAGGUCACCAGGUACACGUCACUUGAAAGAUACUUUAUAAAAAUUGGGUAGUACAUUAUUUUUUCAUUGUUAUUUCACAGCUAAGUGGCCAUAUGCUUCCAACAUAUAUUAAAUUGGAAGCAUGUUUUUAUUUUUAUGUACUGUUGAGUACUUGCUAAGUAAAACUCUGACAACAUCCACUACUUAGAUUCUCCCAACUGUAACACAAUGUUUUCAAAGGAAAUUAUUUCAUUUCUUAAAUGAUAGAUUACAUCUUAUUUCAUUGCAAACACUGCAUUGCUAACCUCGUGCCAUUCUGCCUUUACGUUUUGUGAAUGUUUUUAAAGAAAAUUUUAUAUUUGAUCUGGUUUAUGUAAUCCAUUAUGUUUUUAUUUAGUGAAGGCUUUUGUUUCCCCUAGGUAAUAUGUUUUACCAUUUUGGAUUUAUAGAAAUCAAAAUUCAAUAACAUAAGAAAACCUA